GGAAGUUUUCAAAGCCAAACAUCGUCAGACGGGCAAGAAAGUAGCACUGAAGAAAGUGUUGAUGGAAAAUGAGAAGGAAGGGUUCCCCAUCACAGCCUUGCGAGAGAUUAAAAUCCUUCAGCUGCUCAAACAUGAGAACGUGGUGAACCUCAUAGAAAUCUGCAGGACUAAAGCCUCUCCGUACAACCGCUGCAAGGGCAGUAUCUACCUUGUGUUUGACUUCUGUGAGCAUGACCUGGCUGGCCUUCUCAGCAAUGCCCAUGUCAAGUUCACCCUCUCAGAGAUCAAGAAAGUUAUGCAGAUGCUAUUGAAUGGACUUUACUACAUCCACAGGAACAAGAUCUUGCAUCGAGACAUGAAAGCUGCAAAUGUCCUGAUCACACGAGAUGGAGUCCUGAAGCUAGCGGACUUUGGGCUGGCUCGAGCUUUCAGCUUGGCUAAGAACAGCCAGCCAAACCGCUACACCAACCGGGUGGUGACUCUGUGGUAUCGGCCGCCAGAGCUGCUCCUAGGGGAGCGGGACUACGGUCCCCCCAUUGACCUCUGGGGCGGAGGCUGCAUCAUGGCAGAGAUGUGGACCCGCAGCCCCAUCAUGCAGGGGAACACAGAGCAGCACCAGCUCACCCUCAUCAGCCAGCUCUGCGGAUCCAUCACACCGGAGGUUUGGCCGAACGUGGAUAAAUAUGAGCUGUACCAGAAGCUGGAUCUCCCCAAGGGCCAGAAGCGCAAGGUGAAGGAUCGCCUGAAGGCUUACGUUAAAGAUCCUUACGCACUUGACCUCAUCGAUAAGCUGCUGGUGCUAGAUCCCGCCCAGCGCAUCGACAGCGAUGACGCGCUGAACCACGACUUCUUUUGGUCAGACCCUAUGCCCUCGGACCUCAAAAACAUGCUGUCCACCCACAACCAGUCCAUGUUCGAGUACCUGGCCCCACCACGCAGAAGGGGUGGGCAUAUGCCCCAGCAGCCAACAAACCAGGGCAGGAACCCGGCUGCCACCAACCAGACUGAAUUCGACAGGGUGUUUUGAGCAGGGGCUUCCCCAGCGGGGUCCCAGCUGGGCUACUCCGCAGGUUGCAUUAAG
Messenger RNA from Phaethon lepturus (White-tailed tropicbird), 1081 nucleotides. It is a transcript of the gene CDK9, whose product is annotated as cyclin-dependent kinase 9. Gene Ontology annotation, cellular component: nucleus. Gene Ontology annotation, molecular function: ATP binding; cyclin-dependent protein serine/threonine kinase activity. The transcript has 6 exons. The record is from RefSeq and is a predicted model, not a curated record. The annotation marks the transcript as partial. NCBI's taxonomy places the organism in Eukaryota, Metazoa, Chordata, Aves, Phaethontiformes, Phaethontidae. Gene Ontology annotation, biological process: protein phosphorylation.